AACAAUCAAAACGCGAUUAGCGAAUUUACCGCUGAGGGAAAAUGAAAACAUAAAUCCAGAAAAUCAAGAUCAACGAGAACAAAGAAAAUACUGCAAUUGAAAGAAGUGCAUUGCCUUUCAAAGAAAAUAUCACUGCCAUUUAUUCUCAAAUCUCAAUCCAAAUGUCGGCUCCGGCGGACAAUGUAAAUCAGGGGAUCGGAGAAGCUCCCCAGUCAGCUGCCACACCAAACAGCACAAUUGAUGUUUCAGAUGUGAAGACGAUUAAAGUUGGCAACAUUUCACGAAUUGUUAACGACAGAGAUAUCAGAGAAUUCUUUUCAUUUUCUGGAGAAAUUAGAUAUGUUGAAAUGCAAAGAGAAACCGAAAACACCCAACUUUCUUAUGUCACCUUUAAUGAUGCACAAGGUGCAGAUACAGCGAUUCUCCUAUCGGGAGCCACCAUAGGUAAUCUGCCUGUCACUAUUGCACCUGCUAAGGAAUACCAGCUGCCGCCGGAAGCUCUCAUCCCAUCAAGCUCGUUGAAAAAGCCAGCAGUAACUAGUUCUGCUCUAGAGAAGGCAGAAGAUGUGGUCAGCACUAUGGCUGCCAAGGGUUACAUCUUGGGAAAGGAUGCCCUUAGCAAGGCAAAAGCAUUCGACGAGCAACAUAACUUGACGUCCAAGGCAUCGGCCACGGUUGUUACCAUUGAUCAGAGGAUCGGUCUGAUGGAGAAAAUAAGCAUGGGAAGAGCUGUUGUCAAUGAAAAGGUGAAACAGAUGGAUGAACGGUUCUUGGUCUCCGAAAAGACCAAAUCUGUCUUUGCUGUUGCUGAGCAGACGGCAAGCAGCGCAGGAUCUGCUAUAAUGAGCAACCCUUACGUAAUUAGUGGAGCUUCGUGGGUUUCGAAUGCACUGAGUGUAUUUGCAAAGGCAGCUGAGGAUGUGACCACGAAAACCAAGGAGAAGGUUGUUAGGGCCGAGGAGGAGAAACAGGAGACCAUGAUCAGGCAGAGGACAGCGAUCAUCAAUGACUUUGCACAGAACCAUCUUGAUGAACCGUCUGGAAAUGAGCUUCCAGUAGUUCAAACAAAAUCUACUGAUGACACAGGGCCUGGACUUGUAUAACUCAUUUCAAUUUUUCGGUCUUGUUCUUUUGAUUUUUGAUUUAAAUUUCUUCAAAGACGAAUGAACUAUGUUCAAUUUGCUGUAUCAUAUCAUUUUCUGUGUGACAUACAAGGGAUUAUAUGCUA
Rosa rugosa (rugosa rose) is the source of this 1228-nucleotide messenger RNA. Its product is annotated as binding partner of ACD11 1-like. NCBI's taxonomy places the organism in Eukaryota, Viridiplantae, Streptophyta, Magnoliopsida, Rosales, Rosaceae. The record is from RefSeq and is a predicted model, not a curated record. Bases 162 to 1103 code for a protein of 313 amino acids. The transcript is spliced from 6 exons. Gene Ontology annotation, molecular function: RNA binding.